Molecule: messenger RNA, 1229 nt
Organism: Marchantia polymorpha subsp. ruderalis
Lineage: Eukaryota; Viridiplantae; Streptophyta; Marchantiopsida; Marchantiales; Marchantiaceae
Source: the annotation of a GenBank genome assembly
UUUCUCCUUAUAGCUCACGAGAUUCACAAAAUCAAUCACGUUCCAAACACCGUUGCACCAGAACACGACUCAUUCCAGCCAUUAUUCUUUCCUAGGUCUAGAAAAGAAUAAUGCCGACGAACGGCAUUAUUCAAGAAACUAUGACGUGAAACCACAAGAAAACUGUGACGAGAACAUCGAGCUGAGGGUGUUCGUCCUACGACGGUAGAAUCGGAACUCAAACUGUUUGAUGGACCGUAAGAUCACGAGAAUUCGAAAAACAAAACCGACAUGCAUGCAGCGCUGCCGAUUUAGCGAGAUGUACGUUCAGGAGCAGAUGUAUUGAGCUUAAGCUCGACAACUCGCAGUUUGUGGCUGUGACGCGAAAUCCUGUCAACUGAAAACUAGACGAUGGGCGAAAAUCGUCAACAUGUCGUCCGACGGACUCACGUCUGAAAAAGCUGAGAUGGAAAUCAAGAAGGGCGGUGCUAUAAGACGUGAUAAGCGUCGGAAGGGUCUGAAAAAUCUGUUGGAAGGACAAAAGAGGGCAGGUUCGACCAGCGCACGGCGCUUGGUCGCGAAGGUUUACAGGAGAUGGGACGUAGAGGAAUUGUAUGGUGCGGAAGCCGCCAAGGAGAAGGGCAUGUUUAAGUGCGCGACAUACUUCAAUCAAGAUAAUUCUCACAUCCUCGACCUGCAGGAGAGAUGCCAGCAAGAGAAGAAUGCAGCUGUCUUUUUGCACGAGGAGAAACUUCGGACGAUUUCGCUUCAUAAACUCAAGCAUACAAGGCGUGAUUACUCAUGCCAUCUCGUAGGGAAUGGAGGUUCCGCCCUAUUCUCUCUCUCAAUUCUGAAACGUUGCACGCAUCCUGCGUAAGAAUCUGCAAUGCAACGUAAGUUUGGAAAUGGAAACGUGUGAAAUGCAGUGCACCGAGACUGAAACUUAUAUCUCGCAGAUGGCUCCGGAUCCUUCAGAGAUCACGAGUGCAGUCUCAGGGAACGUCUCUAUAUCGAUGUUUGUAGCCGCGAGACUGGGCAGUCAAGAGCGGUUUUGCGAUAGAGAACUGAAUUCAAUUUGAAAUUUGAAAUUUGACUGAUGUACUGCUACGCUAUGCCGUUGCCCAUUUCAGGGCCACGCAGGUGCUUGCUUUCAGUCCAUCCACACUGCAUGCUUUUCCUUUGCUUUAUACUCCACCAAUGACUGAGCUCAUAUUUUUAAAGCUUUGUAGAGCUUGGGUCUUCCCAUCCAG